AUGAGCAAUCCAGAGCCCGUCAUUACGAACACUUCGGUGGUCGCACCCCGCGAGGUGAGCGAGGUGAAGUCCCUCCAUUUGGGCGAAGGGAUAGGAACGGAGGUCUCUCAGACGUCGCAGGAAUCUCAGGAAACCUACAACGAUGAGUUGACCCCUCCAACCGAAGAAGAAAAUCAAACACUUCGCAAAGUACCCGACAAUCUACCGUUGGUUGGUUUUGCCCUCUGUCUCGUCGAAUUUGCUGAGCGCGCGUCCUACUAUGGGGCGCAGACGCUCUUCUCCAACUUUGUCCAAUUCCCAUUACCCGAAGCGCUGGGAUGGGGAUUGCAGGCCAGUACCGGGUUGGCGCUACUAUUCAAGUUUCUGGCCUACAUCGUCCCUAUCUUCGGUGGCUACUGGGCAGAUACUCAUGUCGGGCGGUAUAAGGCCAUUGUGAUUGGUGUUGCUAUUUGCGGUGUUGCCCACAUUAUCCAGAUCGUCGGCGCGAUCCCCUCUGUUCUCCAAAAAGGCAAAGAUCACGCGGCGCCGCCAUUUGUGAUUGGUCUCUUACUUCUUGCUUUCGGUGCCGGCCUCUUCAAGCCCAACAUCUCUCCAACUGUUCUGGAUCAGCAUAAAUCCCAAACGCCAUAUGUCAAGACUCUUAAGUCCGGGGAGGCCGUUAUCGUCGACCCUGAGACCACACAUACUCGGACUAUGCUUCUGUUCUACAUGUUUGUGAACAUUGGUGCUUUCUUCAUGUUAGCGACAACCUACGCUGAAAAGUAUGUUGGGUUUUGGCUUGCCUAUCUGCUACCGGGUAUCAUUUACUUCUUGCUCCCGCUCCUCCUCCUUGCUGUCUAUAAAAGAACCAAGAGGCAACCCCCCAGUGGAAAUAGGGAGCUUGCCGAAGCUUUCAACAUUGGAUGGACCGCCCUUGUGCAGAACAAGUUCCAAUUCUGGCGGAAGGACUUCUGGGAAGCGGCAAAACCCGCAAACCUUCGCAGCAAGGGGAUCGAAGUUCCCUGGACGGAAAUCUCAGUGUUGAAAGUUGCGAAAACAAUUGAGGCGUGCGACAUCUUCUGGUUUUUCCCAAUCUACAAUCUAAAUGACGGUGGCAUCGGCGCAGUCUCCACGAACCAAGGUGCAUCAAUGAUCACAAACGGAGCACCCAACGAUGUACUCAACAAUUUCAACCCGUUAACACUCAUUGUCGCCAUCCCAAUCCUCACUUACGUGAUCUACCCGUUCCUAGACCGGCGCAAGUUGAAACCCGGUCCCAUCACCCGAAUGACAAUUGGCUUCGCUAUUGCCACUCUAGCCGGUGUAGUUGGCGCACUCGUUCAGUGGAAAGUGUACCAGCUGUCACCAUGUGGAAGUCACGCGUCGACUUGUGACGAGGUCGCUGAUAUUAGUAUCUGGUGGCAGAUUCCCAACACAUCUCUCAGCGCUAUCAGUGAGUGUUUCGCCAACGUCACGGCGUACGAAGUGGCAUAUGCUCGUGCCCCAAAGAGUAUGAAGGGCAUAGUCAUUGCUAUUUUCCUUUUCAUGACUGCUCUGUCUAGCGCUCUUGGUGAAAUUCUCAUCCCGGCGAUUAAAGAUCCAUGGUUGAUCUACAUUUGGGGUGGUCCUGCCGUCGCCCUGGCGAUUCAGACUGUCAUCUUCUGGUUCAGAUUCAAGCACAUGAACUCUGAGAACUACUUCGCCGAUACCGUUGACCCUUCUCGGGUUGAAGAGGAAGAAGUUUUACCCAAGAGAGAAGUUUAA
This is a messenger RNA of Penicillium coprophilum, 1743 nucleotides long. Its product is annotated as putative MFS peptide transporter. Gene Ontology annotation, biological process: transmembrane transport. The transcript has 4 exons. Gene Ontology annotation, cellular component: membrane. The record is from RefSeq and is a predicted model, not a curated record. Gene Ontology annotation, molecular function: dipeptide transmembrane transporter activity. NCBI's taxonomy places the organism in Eukaryota, Fungi, Ascomycota, Eurotiomycetes, Eurotiales, Aspergillaceae. Bases 1 to 1743 code for a protein of 580 amino acids.